Linepithema humile (Argentine ant) is the source of this 4413-nucleotide messenger RNA. RefSeq lists its product as uncharacterized. NCBI's taxonomy places the organism in Eukaryota, Metazoa, Arthropoda, Insecta, Hymenoptera, Formicidae. The record is from RefSeq and is a predicted model, not a curated record.
GAGAAGAAUUAUUUUGAGAAAAAGCUUGAUCGACGAAAUGAUUGACGGAUAUUAGAUGUUAUUUAUAAAUAGCGCGCGAUAUUGCUUAAUUGUCAAAGUGAUCAUCUAGCGGUAGUACAUGACGUUGACACAAAUAAAGUCUAGAUGGCACCUUCUGUCCAUCACCGCGCAUUAUCAAAUAUCGAUGCAACAAGAAAGCGACAAAUUUAUCACGACAUGGCUCGCACUGGGUCUAUUCUCUUUACGUCUAUGAUAUUUUAAGAUCUUAAUUGCUGCUGCGCCAAUCUGCCAUUAUGUUGUGUUUGCAGGCUGUGCAGGUGUUUGGAUUCUCGAUAUAUCUAUGUCGUGGGAUCAACGCAAUAUAUCUCAUGACGCAGAUGGAUGUUACUUAGUCGUCGACAUUGUCGACAUUGUCGCCAAGACGCUUGGCCGUUAAUAUUAUGGAAAAAUUACAACUACAUCGAAGAUUAAAAUCGUACAUUCCCCGUUACCCCAUUCUUUCGUCUUUUGGCGUGCACAUACAACGAGGGUGAGGAAGGUGGAAUUGCGCCGACGAGUCCACCGGCGACGAAUGCGCAGUGAAACGAACGGGACGAACUGCGACGAGUUUGCUGCGCCCCUCGGGUGGCUCUGUGGGGUGAGUGUUGUAAAACACCUUGUUGGUAUCAACGUGGGAUCGAUGUUUAAUGACGAGAAGCUCGUGGAGGGUGAACGUGAAGGGGAACGUGGAUUAAUGCGUCUCUUGAGCUAAGAAUAUACCUGUAAGGAGAAAUCUUUAAAAAGAAGACAUGAAACACACAUACGCAAAAUAUAUACACACAUAAUAUAUACACAGAGUGGAAAGCUGGUAUUAUAAAACAUGGAAUCGAUACUCGACGAUCGUGAUAGCCGCGACGAGGAGUUUUCUACAGAGUAAAUUUGAUGACGUCAAGGACCAAGGGGUAUGUCGAUGGUUCGAUUUAAAGAAGCUGGACGACGAAAGUGAAUACAACGAAAUUUCCCAAAGGAAGAGAAACAAAUUUCCCGAAGGAAAGAAGACGAUUGCGUUACCGAAAUAGGAAACGCAAGAAACAUUCUUCAGUUGUGGAAGAAACUCAAAGUUUUUUUAAUAAUCUGUUGGGACGGGAUCCGUUUCUGAAGAAACCUUUUCCAAGGAUUAAAAAACCGUGAAACAAAUCAAUGUCUGUAAAGAUUUCUUGUACGUAACAAAUGCAAAAAAUUUUACGUAAGAAAGAAGAAAAUCUUUCAGUCGAUUGUAUAUUUUUCACUUGAAAGACUUCAAAUAAUCUCGACAAAUAAGGCAAAUGUCUGAAAGAUGCUGGGAUAAAUCAAGAUAAAUCUCAGACAGAGAGAGAGAGAGAGAGAAAGAGAGUGCAGCAUUCCAAGGGGUUGCAGUAUAUCGAGUGUAAGGUUGGCGAGAGGGGUAAAAGAGCCGAGAGUGAGGUCGCGACGAGUGGCGUUCUUCCCGAUUGGGAAAUAGAGAUAGUCGAAGAGAAGCAGCAGGUUGAUACAUACAAAGUGGGGACGUUGCGGAAAUAGGUCAAGAGUGUCUCGGCGAUAGUAGUGGCAGCCUCUAUUUGAUGUCCUGCGUCGAAUAGAUCGCGCGAGAAAUCCAGCGCGAGUGCUAUGACGAAUAUUAUCACAUGGAUUGAAUUCGACUCGAUCACAAGUAAUACGAUUCGAUAAAAAAAAAUCCGUAAAUUAUUGCGGACGUUAAUCUUCAAAUUAUACGAAGUUUGUGCAAUGAUGUCGACACCAAGGAACUAAUCUUGCUGUUUAACGAAUGCGAGCUCAUUGAAAAUACAACGACAGUCACAACGAGGCAUGCAAAAUCAUUGCAUUUGACGACGCUUCGCGCAAGAAAUGCAUCAUUUAUCGCGGCAGAAGCACAUCCGAUCGUCGUCGGUUCACAUGCUGAAGCCCGCGCGUCGUCGGUGUGAUCGCAUUAUCAUCGCCGCCGCCAAUUCACGCGGGGAGACAUAGUCGUCUCCUCUCUCGCCGAGAAAUCCGACGAGUUUUUCAUCAUUUUUAUGGUUUACGGCUCGCGCAGAGCCACGGAAUCAGCAACCACCACGGGGAUCGCUUGGCUUCACAAUAUCACUGCUCAAGGCGAAAUGAGCAGCGGUGGAUUCGGCGUCGGCGUCGGCGUCGCCGCCGGCGGACCGAGCCUCGCGGCUGCCCAGCAGGGCCAAGGAGUGGCCGCCCUUCUGGUGAUGCUCGCCGUUCUCUGCUUCAUCUUCGCAUACUGUUGUUGGGGCGCGCCCUUCUGCCGGUCCUUGUGCAGACGACAUUGCUGCUGCCGUUUGGAGGAUCCUGAGCCAGACCCGCGAUUCGGCGGUAGCGAUCAGGCCAUGGUGGCGACGCCGACGAUCAUCCUUCUACCGCAUGGCAGGAUGCUCGUUGUUGACGGCACGAUCUUUACACAGUUUCAGACCGAUCCCACAGGUUUGGACUUGGUGGAAUUGGGCGACAGCGUAUUGCGUGCACAGAGAAAUCCGCGAAGCGUGAACCGUCAUCAGCUGCAGAGUAGCCAGGGUAGCAUUCUCGAAAUGGACGCCGAGACACCCAGCAAGGACAGCUUAGGAUCUGUCGGGUGUUUUCCACCGCCCACUUACGAAAGUAUCUACGGCAAAGAGGAAACCGACAUGCCUCCCUCUUAUUCCGACAUUCUCUUGCACAGAUUCGCGAAUUUGCCGCACGAAAUUGACAUGCACGGCUACUGCCGUGAUGGCAAAGAGGAGAUCGAGAUGCAGAGCCUGGACAGCUGUCCGCACAUUAUCGGCAAUCCGUUAAAUUCGGUGCCUGGAUAUCAUCCUUACGCCACAGUGACUAGCCUGUCCAGUCUACAAAGCUACCCACGGCGGAACGUUUCGCGCAAUCCGUCCAUCAUCAGUAACCCGCUGGAUAAUUUCUAUGUGGACAACGAGCUCGGUCUUUAUCGACUCAGUCGGGAGACUAUGCCGCGGGUCUCCAGCAACGACGCGAAUCUCGAGACCUUCCGCGCUUCUCACGACGAGAUGUCAUUUCGCAUCCCGCUCGACGAAAAUGAGAACCAUCGGCACGCCGAUCGCAACAAUCAUCAGGUGGCUGGCAAUGAACUGAUGAACACGAGGAACCGUACCCGCAGCGCCUCUAGGCUGAGUCAGGACAGCCGCCGGAGUUCGCUGAACCGUGAUGGAGACCAGCAUCAAAUCUUUGUCAGACUGCCCGACUCAGUAGAAAUCGAGACUGCGCUAGAUAGACGCAUUGACGAGGAUCAACGACAUUCUCGGAUAUAUCACGAGGAUCAGAAUGUCAGGAACUCGCAUCUAGAUCAUAUCCAGCUGCAAGACGAAGUGAAUCGAAACGUCGACAACAAUCCCAGAUACUUCGCGAGAAACAGACAGAUAGAAAACGGAGACAGGGGUCAGGACGAAGUCGAUGGGGCCCAGUAUCCCGACGAGGAGGCUGGUAACUUUGGCGCGCUCGCGGAUAUUCGCGAGAGUAGAGUGUAAUCUGAACUUAUAUUUGUGCAUAAUUCUUUUGAAUAAUUGGUAAGAAAGGCUUAAGUCAGAUUUCUUCAAACUUGAGAUAAUUUAAAAGUACGUAGAAAGUUUUGUCUGAUUUUUCAUAUAAAAUCUAGUUAAAAUAAAAAAGCGAUAUCUAUUCCAAAAUUAUUUUUGUUUUUAGUAGAAACUGCAUUAAGAGAGAAACGAUUAUACUAUUUUGUAAUUAAUAAUGAUAUUUUACAUUUCAUGAAAAAGAUAUCUUGGCUCAUGUCUUUAUGUCAAUUUGAUGAACACAUUAGCAAUGUACCGCACAACGGAUAAAGGUUUCGAAAGUUAGAUAACGAAUGGAAAUGGUUGCGACGAAUUUUUUAUGAUAUAAGUUAUUAAUAUAGUAUUUUAAUUAUGUUCACAAAUUAAAAUCCAGGAUAAAAGAUUGAAAAGUUGAGAAGUUAUGGUCACAUAAGAUAAAUAUUGCAGAAGAUAUUAUAAAACGUUGUUAUAAUUGUAUAUAUAUAUGUGACAAUAUAAUAAUUGUACAUGACAGUCUAGAGAAAUUCGUCACACAUAUACGUACAUACAUAUACGCAACAUAUUUCUGGUAAAUUGUACUGUAUGAAACUGAACAACGAUAGUUUUGAGGAGGCUUGAACGAAAGCUUUUGCGCAUUGAAACGAUUAGAGAGAAAUCGAAAAAAGAGAUUCAUGGAUAUCUUCGAGACAUAUUGCACGACGAAAAUAUCGAAAGUACCAAAUAGUUAUUAUUCUCUUACAAAAUAAUGUAAGCAGAAAAGAUAAAUAUCAUACAAAUUGUAUUAGUUAAAAUCCUUAACAAAGAAACAUCGACUAUAAGAAAUUAGUGAAUGCUGAACGAUUCGCAAAAUAAAGAUGCUUUCAUGUGCGAAAAAUUAUGUUUAAGUCUAAAUUUU